Messenger RNA from Vespa crabro (European hornet), 4273 nucleotides. Its product is annotated as CYFIP-related Rac1 interactor B. The transcript has 7 exons. The coding region runs from base 777 to 1766 and encodes 329 amino acids. Gene Ontology annotation, molecular function: small GTPase binding. The record is from RefSeq and is a predicted model, not a curated record. Gene Ontology annotation, biological process: regulation of actin filament polymerization. Lineage: Eukaryota; Metazoa; Arthropoda; Insecta; Hymenoptera; Vespidae.
UUUUGAAAAAGCGCGCCAAAAUUUUUCUUUUCUUUUUCUCCUUCCUCUUUUCUCUCUCUCUCUCUCUCUCUCUCUCUCUCUCUCUCUCUUUCUCCCUUUUUUAUUCCUCGAAUUUAAAUUAUCGAUCAAUCAAUAUUAGGUCAAAGUGUAUUCUCGAGUAUAAUCAAUUUUAGGUUAUAUAUAUAUAUAUAUAUAUAUAAAAUUUUUUUUCCUGUACUUUUUCACAUUGAAUCUCGAUGAAACGAAAUUCGAAGUAUUAAAAGUUUAUUGUACGGUCAUAUGUAUUUAUAUAUAUAUAUAUAUAUAUAUAUAUAUGUAUAUGUACAUAUAAAUAUACGCGCGCGCGCACUCACAUAUACAUACACACAUACACGGGAUCAUUUUUCUGAGGAUUCAUUGCAAGAUAAAGUUUGUCGGUGUUAGUUUCUUUUUUUUUUCAUUUUUCCGUUCUUUUCUUUUUUUUUUUUUUUUGAGUUUGAUCUACACCGUUAUAUAGGAUCUUGAUUUUUCUCUUCUAGUUCAAAGGAUUUCUUAUACUUUCUCACUAUUUCUCUCUCUCUCUCUCUCCCUCUCUCUCUCUUUCUCUUUUUCUCUCUUUUGAAAAGUGAUUUCAAACGAUUCAUCGCGAAAAGAUUUGUCAAAAGGAUUUAGAAAGUUUCUUCGAACUCGACGUCUCUUCAGCUGUUCGUGAAUCAUGCCACGGGACUUCUUGAUUCGUUGGGAGAUGCCCUUUCUGUUGUAAGUCGAUCCUGACCAGAAGGAACUGGGGAUUCAGGAUGGGAAAGCUUUUGAGUCUUCUGGCUCGGGACGAGUCUACCUGUUGCACGCCUCAAAAGUACGACGUCUUUUUGGAUUUCGAGAACGCACAGCCCUCGGAUAUCGAACGUGAGACAUUCGAUGCCGUUCAAAGAGUCCUGAAAAAUUCUGAAUCUAUUUUGGAGGAGAUUCAAUGUUACAAAGGUGCAGGGAAAGAAAUAAGAGAAGCAAUAUCGGCCCCUACGGAGGAGUGCCAACGAAAGGCUUACUUGACCGUAGCACCGCUCGUAGCGAAGCUCAAAAGAUUCUACGAAUUUUCUUUGGAAUUGGAAAGCGUAGUACCGAAAAUACUUGGACAAUUAUGUUCGGGAAAUUUAACGCCAACGCAACACCUGGAAACCCAACAGGCUCUUGUUAAACAACUCGCUGAGAUUCUCGAAUUCGUUUUGAAGUUCGACGAGCACAAAAUGAAAACUCCAGCUAUCCAAAAUGAUUUCAGUUACUAUCGUAGGACAUUGACGAGGGCGUCGUUGACACGACAGGAUAAUGCGGAGAAGGAUUUAAUUGUUGGGAAUGAGUUGGCCAAUCGAAUGUCCUUGUUCUAUGCCCACGCAACCCCAAUGCUACGUGUUCUCAGUCACGCGACCAUUACUUUCUUGAUGGACAACGAAGAUAUACCGAGGGAAAAUAUCACUGAAACUCUUGGGACGAUGGCUAAGGUCUGUCUGAGAAUGUUGGAAAAUCCCAAUCUAUUGGCCCAAUUUCAACGUGAAGAGACACAAUUAUUUGUAUUGAGAGUUAUGGUAGGCCUUGUGAUAUUAUACGAUCAUGUUCAUCCUCAAGGUGCAUUCGUCAAAGGUUCGAACGUUGACGUUAAGGGCUGCGUGAAAUUGUUGAAGGAUCAGCCGCCAUAUAAGAGCGAGGGCCUUUUAAACGCGUUACGUUAUACGACGAAACAUUUGAACGAGGAGAACACACCGAAAAAUAUAAAGAAUCUAUUAGCAGCAUGAUUGCCGAAACAACGCGGUUGCUGCAUCAGAAGUUGAUUGUUAGUGGCCGCGAAUAUUCUGGUACGAAAGUCUCUAAUUACGGAGAGGUCUCUAAAUCGUUUUUUAUCGGCGUCUUACGACGGACACAACGAGUUAGCUGUGAGAAUGAAUGAACGAACGAAUGAAUGAACGAACGAACGAACGAACGAAAAAAGGAACGAACCAAGGGAAAAGUGGGAAGGAACGAACGAAAGAAAUAGAGGAACGAAGGAACGAAGAAAAAAAAAGGGAAGGAAGUAAGGAAGGGAUUGUGGAAGAUAGAAGAGAAAAGAAAAGUGAAGAGGGGGGGAAAGAAAAAGGAACGUAUGUCCGUGUGUACGCCAAUGAUUAUCCCUUGUGACCUCUGGAUCCUAGAAAAAAGAAAAAAAGAAAAAAAAAACCACCCCUCUAUUGUGGAUGCUGACUAUGGCUAACUGGACCACGAAGUCUUUCGAAAAUGCGUUAAAAAGGAAAACAAAACAAAACGAAAAAGGAAAAAAAAAUAAAAUAAAAGAAAACGAAAAAAAAGAAAUAAAUAAAUAAAUAAAUUAAUUAAUUAAUUAAUAAAUAAAUAAAUAAAUAAAUAAAUAAAUAAAUAAAGCUGCCUCUCUUGAGUCAACUGCCAGAUUUUAAUCAUGGCGAUUGGCACGUUGCUAGAAAAGGAAAGAAAAUACACAUAUAUAUUGUAGACGAAUGGUAAUUGGACAUUUUUCAGAGAAACGUAUUCGCGUGAUCGUUUGCAAGCGUAAUCGUUUUUCUUUCUGUCCUUGUUUUCUUUUUUCUGUUUCUCUUUCUUUCUUUCUUCCUUUUGUUUUUUCUUUUCUCUUUUUAAAGCGUACAUUCGAAUCCGUUCACCAAUUUCGUUUUCGUCCGAUGAAAUUUUUUUUCUUGCUUUCUUCUUCUUUUUUUCUGCUUUUUUCUUCUGCUUUUUUCUUUCUUUCUUUUUUUUUUUUUUGCGAGAAACAAACAUCCAUCGGGUACGAUCGAUUUUAUUCUCGCCAAAGAAAAGCUCGUGGACGAAUUAAUACGGGGAAGGUGGCAGGGGAAUGGAAGAAAUUUUUCGAUUCGAAUGUAUAAUAGAACAAUUCGAUUUAUUGAUCGUUGUUGAUUCAUUUUACGACGAUUACUAUGAUCGUCUGUUUAUAUAAGCUUUAGAUAUUCUUCUUCCAUUUAUUAAUAUUAUUAUUAUUAUUAUUAUUAAUAUUAUUAUUAUUAUUAUUAUUAAGAUUAAUAUUAUGAUUAUAUGAUAAUUAUUAUUACCGAUUAUUAUUAUUAUUAUUAUUAUUAUUAUUAUUAUUACUUUUUUUUUUCUAUUUCAUUUUUCUAUUAUUACGUCGAUUAUAAUAGACACUAUUUGUCGUGGGGAAAGAAUUUAGAAAAAAUUCCGAUUAAAGGUCGCUCAUUGAUAUUAUUGCGCCCUUAAAAAAAAAAAAAAAAAAAGAAAAAAAAAAAAAAAAAAAAAGAAAAAAUCGGCGCGACCCGUUAAUUAGACCAUAUCAUAGUGUAUUUUAGGAAUAAUUCCAAUUACGAAACUUUUGCGAGAUUUAUUAAGAGAGAGGUUUAAUCACGUUGUGGAUAUUGUGCAGAUCUUUAGCUCUUGUUUUCUUUGUUAUUCGACGGAUAAAAGUUUGAAAGGUGGAGAGAGAAUGAGAGACAAACAGACAGACAGACAGAGAGAGAGAGAGAGAGAAAUAGACAAAGGAUGGAAAACAUAUAGAAUCUCGAUAAGGAAAGAUUGAGUCAAAACAUAAAAAAAGAAAAAAAAAAAAAAGAAAAAAAAAGAAAAAAUUAAUAAAUUGUUAAAAUCGUCGAAACGAAAUACUGCCAACGAAAGUUCAGCGAAAAUAAAUUCCGGAAAUAAGGUCACCAUUGUCAAAUUGAUUUCAUUUUUAUCGUAAAGAAAAUUUUUUCCUAUUUUUCUUUUUUUUUCUUUUUUCUGACAAAAAGUGAAACGAAACAAACAAACAAAAAAGAAAAAAAGAAAGAAAAAACAAAAUAAGAAUAUUCGACUCGAGAAAAAAAAUAAAGAAAUAAAAAGAAAAAAAGCUCUUUUUACCUGAAACGAAUCCUAUCUGACGUUGAAGAAAUUUUUUAAUCGAAGGAUAAAACAGACGAAUGAAUGACAUUAAUCGACGAACAAUAUUUACGGUAGGAUUUUUGUGAAAGAGUUAGAAAGAACGAAGUACCAAAGAAUAAUUAUUGUACAGCGUGUAAAGAAGACAGUGUAUGUCCCUUAUAUCUCAUUGUUAUAUUAUUUUUUAUCAUUAUUGUUAACUUAACAGCUAUGAGAUGAGAAAAGCAAGUAAUUUAUACUUUAUAACUGCCGAUUAGAGAGAAAGAGAGAGAAAGAGAGAGAGAGAGAGAGAGAGAGAGAGAGAGAGAGAGACCGAAAGAUGUAUGACCGUAUGACACAUUAGCGGUACAAUAUCAAUGUUUUCACGAACUUCUCAAAUUUCACGAACCUACGAAUAAAAUAAUUAUGAACAUUA